CAGUCUGCAACUUAACGUGAACAAUCAUCCCGAAUAAACUCAAACAAGAAGAAGAUCCUCCCCCCAUUAGAAGUUCACAGGACUGUUUCAUACGCGGUUGUUGUCUCGCUAGUUCAACAUUUGCAAGAAAUGUCGUCUUUUCCUUCUCUUCAGGUUCAGGUGGCCUCCAUCUUGGAGGUUUUAGCGAAAACAGCAGUAGUAGAAAUUACUAAACUAGUCGACGAUGGGUCUGCUGUUUGGCGAUUGGAGAUGUGCAGACGCCAAAGAGAGAACGAAGCGCUAAAAACGAAGUUACUGCUGAUGGAGGGAGAGCUCAGGGCUGUGCGAGGAUACGGAGUGGGAACGCCAGGCACUUCAGGGGCAGCUGCUGCUAAUGGUGGUGAAGGACCCCUCUGUAAGGAGGAGGAGCUGCACAUGCAGCCCUGCCCUGCAGGAGACCCAGAAAAGGAGCUGCAAGCAGAACUCAAACAGGAGCCAGAGGAGCAGCCUCUCACCCCCGCACUCCCCCUGCUGGAGUCUGCAGACUGGGGGAUGGCGCUCCAGGGUGUGUGGAGCGUGGCCAACGGCUUGAGAGUUGAUCAGGAACAAAAUGGAAGCUCGGAGCAUGGAGACGCCCGGUUAGACGAUGACUUCUCUCCUCCGCAUUACACAGAUUCUCAGAGGCCACGCUCGGAGAAGGACGAAGGGUCAGCAUCACACCUUGAGCAGAAACAAAAUGGCUGCCCUCUAGAGGAGACAAGCAUUGGUAGACCAACUGAUGACAUUUCGCCGUUCCCUCUGGGUUCUCCAGGACAGUGUGUUGGAAGCGCCCCGUGUGAGGCGGGUUCUGACACGUCAGCAGAAGCAAAGAGUCCCUGCAGAACUGAGGGACAGGAGGAGUUAAUCUGCACAUGCUGUGGGAAGACGUUCCCGGACGCUCUCAAACUGAAGACGCAGGAGGAGCAGCACAGCGCGGGGAAACGGUUCAGCUGUUCAGAGUGCGGCAAGGGUUUCACUUCCUCCAGCAUCCUGGAGAAGCACGAGCAGGUUCACAGCAGGGAGAAACCAUUCACCUGCUCUGUGUGCGGCAAGAGCUUCUCCCAGUCAGACGUCCUUCAAGUGCACGAAAGCACUCACACAGGGCAGAAACAGUGCGCUUCUGUGGAGUGUGGAAAACACUUCAAAAGAAAAACCUUGUUUAAAGCCCACCAGUGUGUUCACACCAAAGAGAAACCGUUCACUUGCGAGCAGUGUGGAAAGGGCUUCUCCCAGAAGUAUCAUCUUAAGACUCAUCAGAGAGUCCACACAGGAGAGAGACCCCACUGCUGCAAUGAGUGUGGGAAGAGCUUUACCACAUUAGGUAGCCUUAAACAUCAUCAAAGCGUCCACACCAAAGAGAAACCAUUUGCUUGUGAGCAGUGUGGAAAGUGCUUCUCCCUGAAGGGCCAUCUUAAAACUCACCAGGUGAUUCACACAGGAGAGAAAUGCUUCAGCUGCACAGUGUGCAAUAAGAGCUUUGCCUAUCUCAGUGUUCUUAAGCAACAUCAGAGAGUCCACACAGGGGAAAAACCCCACUGCUGCAAUGAGUGUGGGAAGAGCUUUACCACAUUAGGUAGCCUUAAAGAUCAUCAAAGCGUCCACACCAAAGAGAAACCAUUUGCUUGUGAGCAGUGUGGAAAGUGCUUCUCCCUGAAGGGCCAUCUUAAAACUCACCAGGUGACUCACACAGGAGAGAAAUGCUUCAGCUGCACAGUGUGCAAUAAGAGCUUUGCCUAUCUCCAUGUUCUUAAGCAACACCAGAGAAUCCACACAGGGGAAAAACCCUACUGCUGCAACGAGUGUGGGAAGAGCUUUGCCCAACUACGUAGUCUUAAAUCUCACCAAAAGGUCCACAGCGGGGGGAACACCGUUCAGUUGCACACGGUGCAGCAGGAGUUUCUCCCAGAAUCGCACUCUUCAGAGACACAUACUUUUUCAGGACUCCAGACUAACUGCAUCCCAACGUCCCGGGGCGAUAAAUAAUGUGUUCGGCAUGAACUGAUAUCAUUCCCAGGACACUUUUGUGACAAAAAGUUAAUGCCGGUUGAUUUUAUUUACCAAUAUGUGUAUUGCUAUUUAUUGUUUACCGCCAUUGGUGCACCUAGGUACACGUACUAUAGUUAUUUUUACGACAGUAAGACUUUGUUUUAGGCUGUGGGUGUGGAUACAAAAUUUGGAAAAACCUCUGGAAAUUACCAACGAGAACACUAUGAGGAGAAUAAAUACAUGUAUAGCUAUAUAUACAACAUUAAGUAAAAU
This is a messenger RNA of Conger conger (European conger), 2277 nucleotides long. Its product is annotated as gastrula zinc finger protein XlCGF57.1-like. NCBI's taxonomy places the organism in Eukaryota, Metazoa, Chordata, Actinopteri, Anguilliformes, Congridae. The record is from RefSeq and is a predicted model, not a curated record. Gene Ontology annotation, biological process: regulation of transcription by RNA polymerase II. Gene Ontology annotation, molecular function: RNA polymerase II cis-regulatory region sequence-specific DNA binding; DNA-binding transcription factor activity. Bases 130 to 2001 code for a protein of 623 amino acids. The transcript is spliced from 2 exons.